CUCUUUCUUCCAUCUACUUGCAAAAGAUCUCCUCGCAGUGGGGGGUAACUUGGCGGUUUUAACUCUUAGAGGUGUCAAUGCCACGGCUGAUUGGUGUCCACCCCUGAAGAAUGCGACUAGUGCUGCACUCUUCAUCUACGACGAGGUUAAUAAGUUCAAGGAGAAUGCAAAGGAAUGGGCUGGUUUCGGUGAAUACGUAGCGAGCACCAUGGCCAACGUAUCGUCAGCCAUAAAUUACGACGAUGUAUCCGCGGAAGAGGCAAAGCCAUGGGUGGAAAGUGCUACAGAACUUGAUGGCGCGCUACAGAAGAUAAAGUCCGAAAUCGAAAGACGGGAAAAAGUAGAGAAACGAUCGACUAUCAGAAAAACAUUCUCCUACUUGAGAGACCCGGGAAGAAUUAACGACCUAAAGAAAGAUUUUGACAAAGCAUUGACAUCGUUUCAGGUUAGGACGAAUUUGAUAACUGGUGCCAAGUUAGCGGCCAUAGAACAUCGUUUACACGAAGACAAAAUUCUCGAUAGUCUCCGAUACCCUCAUCUUGUUCAUGAUGAUUCCACUCAGGCGUGCCUGGAAGACACUAGGGUUGAUCUCAUUGAGCGUAUCAUGGCAUGGUGCCGCAACACUGAGGAUGGCGAGAAUCGGCUAAUGCUGUUGACCGCCGUGGCCGGUGCUGGCAAGACUUCGAUUGCACUCUCGAUAGCAGAACGAUGUGCCAGCGAUGGGGAUGUUACCCUGUUACUUCAGUUCUUCUUUAAAGCGGGCCAACGGUCGCGGCCUGAUUUUCUAUUCAGCGGCAUGGCUCGAGCUUUGGCAGACCAUGACCCCGUUUACCGCACUUUCAUUACCUCUGCUCUUCGAAAAGACCCUAGUCUCUCAACGGCUUCAUUCGCAACGCAGUUCAAGAAAUUGGUGGCUCUGUCUCUAUUCCAUAAACCUCCGCCUUCCGACUGUCCUAUGGUGAUAAUCAUCGACGCUUUAGAUGAAUGUGACAAAGAAGCGUUCGAAUCCCUUGCCGAAAUUCUUGGGGAGGGAGUGCCCAGGCUACCAUCUUCCGUAAAAUUCUUCAUCACAUCAAGACAAUUUGAUCUCGUGAAUCGCUACCUCUCCCCCAAUUACCCUAUUGAUCGUCUCACUAUCGAUCUCUUGGACGAGGCAAAUGUGCAGGACUGUGCUAAAUUCAUACGCUUCCAGCUGCAAAAGUUAAAGAAGUUACAUCGGGAUUUGCACCGUGACCUUGAGGACGAGGAUGGAAUGGUACAGGAGAUCUCGGAACGAGCAAAUGGCUUGUUCAUCUGGAUCAGCACCAUCUUUCGCUACAUGAAGAUGACCAACCAGGAUCCUAUGAGGACACUAAGAAGUCUGCUCGACACUGGUGCCAAACGACCAGAGGUCCCUGCUGAGAAGAUGAUGGAAGAUUUGUAUACAAGCAUCUUAAAGAAGUGCGCUUGGGAGGUUGAAAAUUUUGUGCAUGAUUACCCAAUCGUGAUGGGAGCGAUCCUCGUUGCUCAGGAGCCUCUGUCCAUCACAGCCUGGGACUCAAUUUUGUCCCCAUUCCUCAAGUCUCCUGUUCGAUAUGCGUUGGCUGAACUUGCUCCUCUGCUCUCAGGAGUUGAAGACCCCUACAUUCCGAUUCAUAUCUUACACCAAUCUUUCCGUGAUUUCAUCAUUGAUCGGAUCAAUCCCCAAACAAUCAGCUCUCGUUGCACUCCCGUAGCGGUGGUGGUGGAGAAUGCCAGGGUUGCCCUGCGAUGUACUGAGAUUUUGAACCGGGGUCUCUGCUCUGUAAAGGGCUUAGGACUGAUUGAAAACUUGUCCGAAAAAGAUGCCAUGCCGCGCAUUCCUCCAUCGGAGUUAUCUGAACACUUUUGUUAUGCAUGUCGCCACGUCGUUCACCACCUAAGUGGAGUCAAGGAACCAUCAGAUGAGCUUGCUGGGUCAGUUGGUAUGUUUCUGAGUCAGGAAGCAACUCGGUGGGUGGAAGUCUGUGUGCGGAUGGAACGCUACGUUAGUAUCUCAUUACUCCCUGAGUGGGCUAAGUUGGUUGUUGACCACAGGGCUGUUAGUGCACUGGCCAAUGUGCUUACCCGGCUUCCACCGAAUUUCGUAUUUUUUUUAAGAUUCCAGGAUGCAUAUGAGACAGCGAAUGAUUCUGCUGUGCUCUGCCGUUUUCUUUUUUCUGUGGACUCAAGUUCCUACACCCCGGAUUUGGCCAGGUCACUAAACAGUCUAUAUUAUGCCCUUGACGAACUCGGACAGCACUCGGAGGCACUCCCAAUCAUCGAUGAGUGCAUGAACCUCUGGCGUCAGUUGGUUGCCAUCAACCCAGGACCAUACACCCCAGAAUUGGCCGGGUCACUCAACAAUCUAUUUUAUGCUCUUUCCAAGCUCGGACGGCACUCAGAGGCACUCCCAUUCAUCGAAGAAAGUGUGAAACUCUACCGUCAAUUAGUUGCUGUUAACCCAGGAUCAUACACCCUGGAUUUGGCCAUGUCACUCAACAGUCUUCAUAAUGCCCUUUCUAAUCUUGGACGGCACUCGGAGGCACUCCCAUUCAUUGAAGAAAGUGUCAAACUCUACCACCAGCUAGUUGCUAUUAAUUCAGGAUCAUACACCCCAAAUUUGGCCAUGUCACUCAACAAUCUAUAUAUUGCUCUUUCCAAUCUUGGACGGCACUCGGAGGCGCUCCCGUUCAUCGAAGAAUGUGUCAACCUCCGGCACCAGUUGGUUGCUGUUAACCCAAGAUCAUACACCCCGGGUUUGGCCAUGUCACUCAACAAUCUAUAUAUUGCUCUUUCCAAUCUUGGGCGGCACUCGGAGGCACUCCCAUUCAUCGAAGAAUGUGUCAAAAUCCGGCACCAGUUGGUUGCCGUUAACCCAGGAUCAUACACCCCGUAUUUGGCCAAUUCACUCAACAGUCUAUAUCAUGCCCUUUCUAGUCUUGGACGGCACUCGGAGGCACUCCCAUUCAUUGAAGAAAGUGUCAAACUCUACCACCAGUUAGUUGCCGUUAAUUCAGGAUCGUACACCCCAGAUUUGGCCAUGUCACUCAACAAUCUAUAUAUUGCUCUUUCCAAUCUUGGACGGCACUCGGAGGCACUCCCGUUCAUCGAAGAAUGUGUCAAAAUCCGGCGCCAGUUGGUUGCCAUUAACCCAGGAGCAUAUUCCCCAAAAUUGGCCAACUCACUCAAGAAUCUACAUAAUGCUCUUUCGAAUCUGGGGUAUCAUUCCGGGGCACCAAUGGUCCACAUUUGAGCAUGUUCUCCUGGUCAUUGCAUUGGCCACUUCACUACCUGCACAUGGCAGGCAAGCUCGAAUUGUAUAUUCGGCUCGAGAACACCAACAAAUCCAAAUCCAAUUUUUUAAUUGUAUACCGUUGAUAAAACAUUUACACAGUUCGCUAGCCACGCUACACCCGUAA
Cantharellus anzutake is the source of this 3419-nucleotide messenger RNA. RefSeq lists its product as uncharacterized. Bases 209 to 3253 code for a protein of 1014 amino acids. Gene Ontology annotation, molecular function: protein binding. The record is from RefSeq and is a predicted model, not a curated record. Lineage: Eukaryota; Fungi; Basidiomycota; Agaricomycetes; Cantharellales; Hydnaceae. The transcript has 6 exons.